CUCAUUUUUUACUUCACCACCAACACCACCAACAUUAGAAAAACAUUACAAAACAUUGAAAAACAAUACUCAAAGAAGAAUUUUUUUAAUGCGAACAAAACCACCAGCAGUCUGUCUGAGAUACUCGCAUGAAUCGCAAGUUUCGGUUGUCGGAUUAAAUUUAAUCAAAAAACAAUAUUUCACCUUAGUGGCAGAAAUUAAGUGAAUUGCUUUGAUAAAUAACAGAUUAGAUAAAUAAUUGCAAGGUCAAAAAUAAUAAUUGCUUAAAAAAUCAAAGAAUAUUUAAAAAAAAGCUCAGAAAUUAAAAAAAAAUUGUUAAAAAAAAAUUAACAAGUAAAUAUUAAAAAGUUUUGUGAUAAAUUUGGAAGAAUUUGUUAGAUAAAAAGAAGGUAAAUUCUUAAGCAUCUAAAAUUCCGGAAGAAAUUAAAGGCUGGGAAACAGAUCUGAUUCU
This is a messenger RNA of Clunio marinus, 451 nucleotides long. NCBI's taxonomy places the organism in Eukaryota, Metazoa, Arthropoda, Insecta, Diptera, Chironomidae. The record is from the annotation of a GenBank genome assembly.